AUGGCGUCUGACGCCGCCUCAGGACAGCUCUCUGACCAUCAUUUUCUAGAUGGCCUGGUUGAGCCUGGAAUCCAAGCAACGCCCUCUAACCUUUCAUUCGACGAGCCGAGCAAGAAGAAUAUCGCGUGCUUUCCCGUAAAAGACCAAUGGUUCCGAGGCCCGUCCAGCGGGCCCUAUGUAUCGGUCUACGUGCUUGAUCCCCUCAUUACCGUAGAACGACACCAUGGUAAAUCUGGACAUGAGCUCUUCUUCCAGGACAUCUGUCUACAGUAUAUCAAUACUUCCGGCGAUGAAGAGCUCACCACGGAGCCGCAGUCGGAUACAACAGGGGCUUUCACUGUGGCCAGAUCCUCGAAUACGACACUCUCGGGAAAUCUCGGCGUCUCGCUCUCCCAGGUUCCGUCGGCGAAUAUCUCCCUGGGCAUCUCGCGGUCGAGAGAAUGUACCAUCGAGCGCAUUGUCAACACGUGGACGGUUAGCUCCCAUCGUGUCAUCCCAGAGAACUCCAAACGCCGCCGCAAACCUGUACAGCUCCCCAGACACCAAUGGUUCUGGGCGGCGAAUCAUAAAGAUAUCGCGACUCUGACCCCAGACCUAAAACACACCGUGAAACGACAUAUCCUUGUAAAACGCGCGAUACCGGUCGCGGACUUUCCGGUCAGGAGACUGGAGAGCGCUAGAGACGUCUUGCGGGCCAAGGCCUGGAGAGAGCAAGCGGCGCGCUCGGAUGCAGAGCCGUUACAACAGCUGUCUGCUGACCACUCCGUCCACUGGAAAGGACAUAACGCGUGGGAAGCGCUGCUAGAUGACUGGAAGAGGAAAGAUGGGCGAAGGUCGCUGGAGCAACUGCUUGAGUUUCGAUUUUCUAUAUUAAUCCGACUACGAAGGCGAUACGGCCGGCUGCACCGCGCGCUGGUGCUAAGCAGCAACCCCAACAAGGCAAAGCUGGUGGAACCCAUAUAUCGGGAUAAGUUUUCCAUCCGGCCGCCGUUCACACAAGAGUUCAUGCCCACAUCAAGUCAUUCCUCCAUGUGGCGACCUGGCCAACCGCCCAAUUUUCCUUCAGAGAGGUACUUACACAGCAUGACGAGCAUUCCCAUAGAGGAUACGUGCGACCUGCGAGAUGCGCUUGGAAGGAUAAAGGCUAAGUACGAUGGGAGGUGGGAUGAGCUGUACACUCGAGACUGGGCCGAUCUCGUGCAGGAUGAGACACAGAUGGGAGUGGUUGAAGCGGAUGGAAUCGUCGAUGCGGCGGCAGAGGUAACGGCGGAGGCAACGGCGGAGGCAACAGCGGACGCAAUGAUGGAGGUAACAGUGGAGGCGGGAUAA
Aspergillus lentulus is the source of this 1329-nucleotide messenger RNA. NCBI's taxonomy places the organism in Eukaryota, Fungi, Ascomycota, Eurotiomycetes, Eurotiales, Aspergillaceae. The record is from RefSeq and is a predicted model, not a curated record.